CGGUGGUGGCGAGGGGAAGGCGACACUCGCUCCGCGCUGCUUUCGUGCAGAGCGACCGGGAGGGCUUUGCAGCGGCCGCCGCCGCCUCGGCGGGAGGUGGGGGCUGAGGUGGCUUCGGAGUUGGCCGGAGAAGGUGGGCAUUUCUCGCUUUUCCUCCCCCCUCUCCUGCUCUCCCUCCUCCCUCCUGCCCCGCACCCCACGUGAAGCGGAAUAUAAAGGGGGGUGUGGGACUAGAGGGGAAAGUGAAUGGUGAAGGACUGAAGGGGUCCCCCUUUCGGGUCCCCGGCCUCUCUGUUCACCCUCGUUCAUCCUCCCUUCCCGAAGCUCGCCCUCGAAGGCAGGAGCAGCCGGCGCCUUCAGCUGAGGAGGAGGAAUCGCGCCGGGCGGAGCGUCAGGUCCGGCUUUCCUCUCCGGCGUCUCGAAUACAAAGAUUACGGUGCAGAAGGAAAUUGCACUCGCCUCCUCCGCCCCCCGGUACCUAACACAAUGCACCAGCCGCCAGAGUCCACCGCCGCGGCGGCGGCCGCCGCUGCAGACAUUAGUGCUAGGAAGAUGGCGCACCCGGCAAUGUUCCCUCGAAGGGGCAGCGGUAGUGGCAGCGCCUCUGCUCUCAAUGCAGCAGGUACCGGCGUUGGUAGCAGUGCCACAUCUUCCGAGGAUUUUCCUCCUCCUUCGUUGCUCCAGCCACCGCCUCCUGCAGCAUCUUCUUCGUCGGGACCACAGCCUCCGCCUCCACAAAGCCUGAACCUCCUUUCGCAGGCUCAGCUGCAGGCACAGCCUCUUGCACCAGGCGGAACUCAAAUGAAAAAGAAAAGUGGCUUCCAGAUAACUAGCGUUACUCCGGCUCAGAUCUCCGCCAGUAUCAGCUCUAACAACAGUAUAGCAGAGGACACUGAGAGCUAUGAUGAUCUGGAUGAAUCUCACACUGAAGAUCUCUCUUCUUCUGAGAUCCUUGAUGUAUCACUUUCCAGGGCUACUGACUUAGGGGAGCCGGAACGAAGCUCCUCAGAAGAGACUCUAAAUAACUUCCAGGAAGCCGAAACACCUGGGGCAGUCUCUCCCAAUCAGCCCCAUCUUCCUCAGCCUCAUUUGCCUCACCUUCCACAACAGAAUGUUGUGAUCAAUGGGAAUGCUCAUCCACACCACCUCCAUCACCACCAUCACAUUCAUCAUGGGCACCACCUCCAACAUGGGCACCACCAUCCAUCUCAUGCUGCUGUGGCAUCCAUUCCUGGAGGGCCACCCUCAAGCCCAGUAUCCAGAAAACUCUCUACAACUGGAAGCUCUGACAGUGUUACACCAGUUGCACCAACUUCUGCUGUAUCAUCCAGUGGCUCACCUGCAUCUGUAAUGACUAAUAUCCGUGCUCCAAGUACUACAGGCGGUAUAGGUAUAAAUUCUGUUACUGGCACUAAUACAAUGAAUAAUGUUACCAUUAGUGCUGUGAGUAGUUUUAAUCCUAACGUGACAAGCAGUGUAUUUGGCAAUGCUAAUAUAAAUACAAGCAAUAUUCCUAGUGCUGCUAGUAUGAGUGUUGGGCCUGGAGUUACUAGUGGUGUUAAUGUGAAUAUCUUGAGUGGCAUGGGCAAUGGUACUAGUACUUCCUCCACUGUUAACAGUGUCCCCAGUGCAGCUGCAGGGGUGACUGUGGGAUCUGUUUCAAGUCAGCAGCAACAACCAACAGUUAACACAUCAAGGUUCAGAGUGGUGAAGUUAGAUUCUAGUUCUGAGCCCUUUAAAAAAGGUAGAUGGACUUGCACUGAGUUCUAUGAAAAAGAAAAUGCUGUACUUGCUACAGAAGGUGUGGUGAUAAAUAAGGCGGUGGAGACUGUAAAACAAAACCCGAUAGAAGUGGCUUCUGAGAGGGAGAGCACUAGUGGGAGUUCAGUGAGCAGUAGUGUCAGCACACUGAGUCACUACACAGAGAGUGUGGGAAGUGGAGAGAUGGGAGCCUCUGCUGUGGUGGUGCAGCAGCAGCAGCAACCGGCUCUUCAAGGUGUGACCCUCCAACAGAUGGAUUUCAGUAGCACUGGUCCACAAAGUGUUCCAGCAGUUAGUAUACCGCAGAGUAUUUCUCAGUCACAGAUCUCACAAGUACAAUUACAGUCUCAAGAACUGAGCUAUCAGCAAAAGCAAGGUCUUCAACCAGUACCUCUGCAAGCCACUAUCAGUGCUGCCUCUGGUAUCCAGCCAUCACCUAUAAAUGUGGUUGGUGUCACUUCAGCUUUAGGUCAGCAGCCUUCUCUCUCCACUUUGGCUCAACCCCAACUGCCAUAUUCUCAGACGGCUCCUCCAGUGCAAACUCCCCUUCCAGGGGCACCACCCCAGCAGUUACAGUAUGGACAGCAGCAACCAAUGGUUUCUACCCAGAUGGCUCCAGGCCAUGGUAAAUCAGUGACUCAGAAUCCUCCUUCAGAGUAUGUACAACAGAAGCCAAUUCUUCAAACAGCAGUGUCCUCCGGACAGCCCAGUUCUGCAGGAGUGGGAGCAGGAGCAACAGUGAUUCCUGUCGCUCAGCCACAGGGUAUCCAGCUGCCAGUGCAGCCCACAGCAGUCGCAGCGCAACCUGCAGGGGCCUCUGGCCAGCCUGUUGGCCAGGCUCAGACAGCGGUGUCUGCUGUCCCUACAGGCAGUCAGAUUGCAAAUAUUGGUCAGCAAGCAAACAUACCUACUGCAGUGCAGCAGCCCUCUGCCCAAGUUCCACCUUCGGUUAUUCAGCAAGGUGCUCCUCCAUCUUCACAAGUAGUUCCACCUGCUCAAACUGGGAUUAUUCACCAGGGAGUUCAAAUUAGCGCUGCAAGCCUUCCUCAACAAUUGGUUAUUGCACCCCAAAGUACCCUGUUAACUGUGCCUCCCCAGCCACAAGGAGUAGAGCCAGUAGCUCAAGGAGUUGUUUCACAGCAGUUGCCAGCAGUUAGUCCUUUGCCCUCUGCUAGUAGUAUUUCUGUUACGAAUCAGGUUAGUUCAGCUGGUCCUUCUGGAUUGCCUUCUGCCCCAACAAACUUGGUUCCACCACAGAAUAUAGCACAAACCCCUGCCACCCAAAAUGGUAAUUUGGUUCAAAGUGUUAGUCAACCUCCCUUGGUAGCAAGUAAUAUAAAUAUGCCGUUGGCACAACAACUACCGCUAAGUUCUGCUCAGUUCUCUGCACAAUCAUUAGCUCAGGCAAUUGGAAGCCAAAUUGAAGAUGCCAGGCGCCCAGUGGAGCCCUCCUUAGUUUGCUUACCUCAGACUAUCAGUGGUGACAGUGGGGGAAUGUCAGCAGUUUCAGAUGGGAGUAGCAGCAGCCUAGCAGCCUCUGCUUCUCUUUUCCCGUUGAAGGUGCUACCGCUGACGACACCCCUGGUGGAUGGCGAGGAUGAAAGCUCCUCUGGUGCAAGUGUGGUAGCUAUUGACAACAAAAUCGAGCAAGCUAUGGAUCUGGUGAAAAGCCAUUUGAUGUAUGCGGUUAGAGAGGAGGUGGAGGUCCUGAAAGAGCAAAUCAAAGAACUAAUAGAGAAAAAUUCCCAGCUGGAGCAGGAAAACAAUCUGCUGAAGACACUGGCCAGUCCUGAGCAGCUCGCCCAGUUUCAGGCCCAGCUGCAGACUGGUUCCCCGCCUGCCACCACGCAGCCCCAGGGGACCACGCAGCCCCCAGCCCAGCCUGCGUCCCAGGGCUCAGGACCGACCGCGUAGCGCCUGUGCCCCCCUGCAGAACUGGCUGCUGCGUGUGAACUGGACAGACCAGAGAAGACGUUCUAGGGAGGACCCGCCUCCACAGUCACUCAUUUCAUUGCUCGCUGCGGAGAGACGUGAGACUGACACAUGCCAUUAUCUCUUUUUUUCCAGUAUUAAACACUCAUAUGCUUUUGGCUUGAAGAAAUCUCUUAGUUGAGUGAAUUAAAGGUUAAUCAGAGAAUUAGUGUGGAUAUACUGGGACCUCAUGCAGCUUGGCAGAUACCUGAGAAAUGGUUUAAUUCAUGCUGAGGAGCUGUGUGCCUUUCCGUCCCUUCCCGCUCCCCACCCCACUUCCGAGAGUUCUCUUCCCUGCUUGCUGUAGUGUACUGCACCGGGUUAUGAAGCGUGGAGCUCCUCACUGGACUUUCCUCUCCCCUCUCCUCCCCCCUUGAAGAACUUGAAAGGGAGGGAAAAGUAAAGACUAAACUGAGGGGGAACAGAGUUCAUUGUACAAAUUGGCAACUGUCACCAAAAUCCAUUAAAAACAAUAGUACUGUGCCUCUUUCUGAAACUGGAUGACACAAAACUGUUAGAGUGACAAAACGUUGACAGGUAGCUGGGACCUGGGCUAUCUGACUAUGAAGGUUGUUUUGCUUAUUGUAUAUUUGUGUACGUAGUGUAACUAUUUUGUACAAUAGAGGACUGUAACUACACUUUAGGUUGUACAGAUUGAAAUUUAGAUGUUUCGUUGGCUGUCUGAAGAGGUGUGGGCUGUCUUUUAUAUAUCAAUCUACAGAAAAACCUGCUACAUGACAAAAACCACACCGAGAGAAAUUUUAAGAAUUUGGCACAGUUACUCAUAUUGUGUAAUCUGAAAUCUUGUAGCUGCCGACUAUCCUGAAGUAAAUCUCUGUUUACUGAAGUCUUUCGAUUGAGUUGUUUGAAUACUUUGAAAAAUGAUCCAUUCUAGUUACUGAAAUGGAUUUUCCCAGUAGGGGUUCUGCAUAUCACCUGUAUAGUAGUUUUAUGCAUUUGUUUCUGUGCAUGUUCUCCACACAGUUGUAAGGUGUCACUGUAUUUAACUGUUGCACUUGUCAACUUUCAAUAAAGUAUGUAAAAUGUUGAUAAA
This is a messenger RNA of Otolemur garnettii (small-eared galago), 4786 nucleotides long. It is a transcript of the gene TSC22D1, whose product is annotated as TSC22 domain family member 1. NCBI's taxonomy places the organism in Eukaryota, Metazoa, Chordata, Mammalia, Primates, Galagidae. Gene Ontology annotation, biological process: regulation of transcription by RNA polymerase II. The transcript is spliced from 3 exons. The record is from RefSeq and is a predicted model, not a curated record. Bases 487 to 3675 code for a protein of 1062 amino acids.